Molecule: messenger RNA, 5580 nt
Organism: Prionailurus viverrinus (fishing cat)
Lineage: Eukaryota; Metazoa; Chordata; Mammalia; Carnivora; Felidae
Gene: SLC39A9
Product: solute carrier family 39 member 9
Exons: 6
Coding region: 1115-1840 (241 amino acids)
Biological process (GO): transmembrane transport; zinc ion transport
Cellular component (GO): membrane
Molecular function (GO): metal ion transmembrane transporter activity
Source: RefSeq, a predicted model, not a curated record
AAACUCUCUCGCUGCAGCCGCUGCCGACACUGCCGCCGCACACGAGCUUAGCCGCAAAGCCGCCAACAGCCAAUCCCCGCGAGAGGAGCCGCCGGAAGUCGUCAGAAACGCACCGCGAAAGAGCAUUUUGGGCCAUAGAGGCGCACACAUUUCCGGCAGCUAGAGUGGAUACUGACUCUGUCACAGCCAUCUUGGAUAAGGGCGAUGGGGUGCGCAGGGAAUUGCUGCAGAACUUGAAAAAUAAUCAUUUCUUUUCAAGACGCUGUCUUCCGUACUCUUGUUAUUGGACAGGCGCCUAGAGUGAUCACCGAUAUAGACUGCGACUCCAGAUAUCUUUCAAUGGCCCUAUUCAAAAAUGGCGGUAGCAUAAGCCUCCUGGGCCAUAGGUCGGUUGUAACCCGGAAGUACUCUUCUAAAGGAGGGGGCGGUGAAGCAAUCCGGAAGUGGAUGUAAUGAAGAGGUGCCACUUGGCGGCCAUGGCAGCUGUAGUAUCGGUGGCUCUGGGUCAAGGCCCAGCGGAGUGGAGUAACAUGGGCAGUAUCGGGUAUAGGGCAGAGACAGCUUUGUAUCACCUUCGCUGCUGAACCCCUAAGCCCAUCGGUAGAGACCUGCAGGACUCUUUCCCCAUUCUAGACUCGGAGGAGAGUUUGCCGGGACUGGUGGGCUGGUCCCAGGCUGGCGAGAACCGCCCCAAGGAGGUAGGGGAGCCGGGAGGACGAACAAGUUUGCUUGGGUUUUCCUCCUUUUCCUGCUGCCACCUGGGACGUUGUGGAGGGAGUGGGUCCAUUGUGCCACCAUUCCGACGAUUGAAGAUAUCGCCCUUUGCAUACCUUUAACUGUUAACCCUAGGGAAUCCAGUGACUGGCGUCUGAAAACAGGGAUUGGGACCUGAGAUUUCUGAAAGUUCUCUCUGGUGCUAAUAUCAGCAAAAAGGGACUGUUUUCAGGUGCGUUCCAGAGAAGGGUUUCGUGAACACAUCUGUUGGUGAGGAGGACGAAAAAACUGGAAAGUCCACUUGUCUUGGAAUCACCACACGCGUUUAAGAACCUAAGCACCCUUUGAAGCCUCUGAAAAUUUGUAGUCUGGUGGCGGUGGGUAAAUAAAGGAGGACAGAAUGGAUGAUUUCAUCUCCAUUAGUCUGCUGUCUCUGGCUAUGUUGGUGGGAUGUUACGUGGCUGGAAUCGUGCCCUUGGCUGUUAAUUUCUCCGAGGAGCGACUAAAGCUGGUGACUGUUCUGGGUGCUGGUCUUCUCUGUGGAACUGCGCUGGCGGUCAUCGUGCCUGAAGGAGUACAUGCACUUUAUGAAGAUAUUCUUGAGGAUCCAGAAACAGCAAGGCCCAGCAAUUCCAAAAUCACUACCACGCUGGGUCUGGUCGUCCAUGCUGCAGCCGACGGUGUUGCCUUAGGAGCGGCAGCCUCUACUUCCCAGACUAGCGUCCAAUUGAUUGUGUUUGUGGCAAUAAUGCUACAUAAGGCACCAGCUGCUUUUGGGCUGGUUUCCUUCUUAAUGCACGCUGGCCUAGAACGGAAUCGAAUCAGAAAACAUUUACUGGUGUUUGCGCUUGCAGCACCAGUUAUGGCCAUGGUGACAUACUUAGGACUAAGUAAGAGCAGUAAAGAAGCCCUUUCAGAGGUCAAUGCCACUGGGGUGGCCAUGCUUUUCUCUGCCGGGACAUUUCUUUAUGUUGCCACAGUACAUGUCCUCCCGGAGGUGGGCGGAAUGGGGCACAGUCACAAACCCGACCCCACUGGCGGGAGGGGCCUCAGCCGCCUGGAGGUGGCAGCCCUGGUUCUGGGUUGCCUCAUCCCACUCAUCCUGUCAGUAGGACACCAGCAUUAAACGUCAGGUUCCAGCCUCAGUCCGUGGCUGUCCAGCAUCCGGCGAGAACAGCCAGCGCGUGACAGCUGCUCACUUCCUCAGUGUCUUGUCUCACCUUGCCCAUCUCCACCUGUGUUCCUAGAGUCCGGAGGGAGGUGAGAUUAAAACCUGGAGUCAUGGAAAGCUUUUAGAUGAGAAACGACACACCGCGACUGGAUGUGGACAUUCCGUUGUGUUGUUUUUUAAAGGGCCCUUGGCGUUUUGAGUUUUGAUGUUUCUCUUAACCCCUAUUCUCAGGGAAGAUGGAAUUUCAUUUUAAGGAAAAGUGGAGAACUUCAUACUCAUGAUGAAAUAGUAAUUAUGAAAGUACAGUGUUCUGUAAUUAAGCUAAAUCUCUUUGUUAGUUUAGAGGCUCCGCCGCUUACUUUAUCCAUUGAUUUUUAACAUGGUUCUCACCGUGUAAGACUGGUGCUUUAGCAUCUCUGCCACAUGCCUUGAUCAAGGUCAUAACGUCCACUGUCUUAGAUGCUAAAGAGAAUUGUCAUCUACCUGGGGCAAGAGUCAGGAAAAUGACGGCAAGACACAUUAAAAGCUGACUUCUUACUCGAGAGCUGUCCAUUGAACAGGGGGUGUCUGGAGAGACUUAACACCUCCUUUCACAUCUGCCUCUUUAAAGAGGGCCCGCCCUCCCGUCAAAUGGAGCCACAGAGAUGGACUAGCAUCGGAGGAGGUGACUAGUAUUUCUUUUUAAGUUCUCUUUUGCAGCGUACCUGCCUACAGUGCAUUCAUACAGAGGAGCCAAGUUCUGGUAGGUUCAGGCCUCCCCCCAGCCAUUCCUUCAAGAGCAGUCAGAUCCCAAAGUACCUUUUGAAAUUGAGGGGUAUUAAUUUUAAGUGAAUUUGGAUAGUGACUGACAUCUUUGUAGUAAUCUUUUUAAAAUUGAGAUUACCAAAACCUAUGUUGUCCCUUUUUUUUUUUUUCUCUUUUUAAGUAUUUAUCUUAGCAGACCGGCAGUCCCUCCGGCAGAAUACUCGGUGUCCCGUGGGAAGUGCUAGGUCAGCGUCACAUAAGCACCUGCAGCAAUGAAGACGGUCACGAUGUAUCACAAGUGGGAAGUGUUUGCCUCUUGAUUUAAAGCUUAUUGAAAUCAUGUUUCUUGUCUCUUGUCUCUUCAUCUUUUCCGUGCUUUCCUCCUGACUUUCCUCUCCAGCACCCCCUCCCUCUAAUGUGCUGCUCACUGCUGACAGCGACGUUAGGAUUUGUGUGAAUUGAACUCUCAUCAGGACAACCACUUCUUGAACGGUGAUGAUGAAGAUGACAAUUGUCUCUUUACUUUAUUCCCUUCAAUGAAGUCACUUUUGUGUCAAAUGCAACUCUGCUAAGCCCUUAAAAUGUCACUUCCUCAUACGUGAGAUGAUGCAGUCACUAAUAUUCUGGUAAUUUAAACAAUUGAGAUAGUAAAAGCGUUUAACAAACUAGGAUGAUUUUUCCGUGUUUGCCAAAGUCCCUGUAAAACUUUGUGUUAUCGACUCAGUGUAUAAUACUGUGUUAUUAAUUUAUUUUGAUUUUCUGUACCAUUUCAAAAACACAUUAUAGAAAGAGGGAACCAAGACCGUUUUCUUCAGGGCAGUGGGUUUAGGAGUCCGUAAAAUGUUUUAUAUGACGUAUAUGCCAGCAUGCCUGUAAUUUCUUUAUUUCCGUCCUAGAUUUGUCACUGGGUCAGCAGCUAUGGAAAUAGACCUCGAGAGCCCCCUGCUGGCUGUAGACCAAAGUAGCAUAAAUAGGAGGCGGUUUCGUAUAGUGGCUGCAGCCAUUGCAUACGCGCUUAAAACCAGCAGAAGGUACAGCGUGGAAAGUCUGAGUGACUUUUCCUGAUAGCAGCUCUGACUUAUGAAGAGUCUUGGGGCUUCAUGUGGUCCUUCAAGAUGUCAUGGUUGCCUUGAUUCUCCCUGGACAUUUACUUUGUUAAAUAAAUAGUACAUUUUAGUGUCUGGCCUGGUUUGGAUGGCAGCACUCUCUGCCAUACUGUUGUGUGAGAAAUGAUGAGAAAUUUGUUCUGCUGGCCAAAGCCUCUUGCAGCAGUGCCCUGCCGUCACUAAAAGUGUGGCUAGAAUAGCUUGCUGGGUAGGUGAGGCCUUGAACUCUGGCAAGGACCGAACCAUCAGACUUCCACAUUUGCCUUCCCCUCUGGACCUCACAUUAACAAGCAAACCUUUCAAGGCCUAUCAGCUCUCAGAAGCUAUGGGCCUCCCCAGAUUUUAAAGCUGCUGCCUCGGGAACUACUCCUGUGUCUCCUGGUCAGCAUGCAGAAAUAGCCAUACUAAUCUUACAGGGCUCAAAUGCAUCUUCAGGCAGCAGGGGACCAAGCAGCAUGGCAGAGGCCUUCUUCACCGGGGGAACAACUUGCUCGUGGUGGGCAGUGUCCCAGAAAAGGCCACAGCAGUGGUCGCUUACUGGCACAUUUCAGUUCUGUUUUCCUCUUGUUUAAAACUGCCUCCCGCUUUAGAUGUAGAUGCCUUAACGCUCUCACACAUUUGAAAACGUUGGCAAUACUUAAGCUGCUGCCAUGAUUACAGAUGGAAUUAUUGGCUACCAGAGAGAUGCAGUUGAUGAAAAGCAUGGUCCUUCCUUCCUCAUAACCAAAGCUAAUCUUAAUUGCAAUUUGACUCCAUUUCCUUGGUAGGGAUCAAUUUAUUCAGAUUCCAGAUGCACUCUUAAAUGGCAAAUUAAAUUGAAAAACACUACUGAUCCAUUCCUCUCACUUGUUUCCCAGUGAAUUGCAUAUCAGUCCCCAUUUCCCCGAAGCGGUGAAGUUCCAGGUCUGGUGGCUUUCCUGCACCAGAGUGUAGCGAGUUGGAAACGGUACCACCUGCAGAGGCUCUGUGUUCUCUCUUCCCCCCAUUACCUUUUUAUUUCCUUAUUCAAAACAGCCGAGUCAGCCGUGUUCCUGUAUAAUGAAUUAUUAGAAAACGGAGAGAGGUGGUCAUUUGGAGGGGUCAGUUCUUUGUAAAGAGGUGACCAUGUAAGUGUGUUUCUUACCGGCCUACUUCUAAGGGUCACUUCCUGGUGUUUCUCUUAUUGGAGGAUUAGAGCUAGGAGGACACCCCCACAUCGGAGUAUAUUAUGCCCCUCAGACACAUGGUAGCCAGGUACUAAACACGGGAGCUGUCUGCCAACAGCACAAGCCCCCAGAGAAUGUUCUUGCCUACAUGGCUCCUGGGCCCCUUGGGAGAUUGAGAAUAAUGACCAGAUUCUUCUAAAACCACUGCAGUGCAAGGUGAUCUACAGGGGAACCGUCGAAGAUUUCUGGUCAAAACAGAAUGAUCCCGAGAGCACUGUUGGGAGAUGCCAUGAACUUAAAGCCAACGAUGUAGCCCCCUUUGUAGCUGAGACAUCUAGAUCGAUCGCCUCAGGAGACUUGAGGGAAAUUUGUGACUUGUAGGAAAGGAGACAACCAUUGGGAAUUUUCUAGAUAUGCUCAGCCUAAACACAAGGAACUUGGCUUUGGUCUUUUUUCUGAUAGCAUCUUCUAGCAAGUUGGAGGUCUCAUGGGAUAAAACUGCAUUUCCCCUGGUUCAGUAGCCUGAAGAGUGAUUUUAAAUGUCCCCUUUUCUGGAUCCUUUGUAAACAUGAAAUCAUUCCAUGGAUGGCUGCCUUAUAAUUUUGUCUCUUUCCACGUUAAUUGUGAAUGGUUAAAAAAAAAUUUUUUUUUUUUUGCUGUUUUCUGAUUUGUUUUAUGAUAUUAAAUUUUUAUUAGUGCA